AUGUAUGGGAUUGAGCACUGGUAUAUAACCAACAGUAAAGCGUAGAGUCACCAAAUACUCAUUUUUUUUAAUUAUAUUAAGUUGCAAUAUAUUAUUGUAGUUCAUGUAACAUUAGUUGUCAGGUUAUUACUAAACUUACCUCAUAUCAAUUUUUUAUUAUUAUUUUUCAAGCCCAACCAAUAAAACCAUGAUAUUGCAACCUAAAAAAUAAAAAAGCUGUUUUUGUUAGUCUACUAGCGAGUUUAGAUCCUUAAGACGGGCUCAAAGGUUACAGGAAACUUCAGCCCAAAUUAGACCCACAUUGAAACUGGGCCCAGAAGCAAGCCCAACCUUAACCAUCCAGUUCACUCCCGCGAUGUUGGAUCUGUCAUCUCCCUCCUUCGCAACACUAGGGUUUUUGCUUAAUGAUUCAUAUCCAGCAGAAGAAGAAAAACCCUAAUUUCGGAGAGCGAAUUCAUAUUGCGGAAAAUGGCGCUACAGCAGUUUGGUCGCAGCAAGAGCGUGACGAAGCGGUCGAAGAAGUACUUGGAAGAAGCACUGUACAAGAGGCUGUUCAAGGAUGGUAGCUCCGAGGUGACCGUUCGGCAUCAGCUCAAUCAGUUCAUCAAAAGCCGCAAACGAGUCUACAAAUGGGAGGUCGGGGACACCCUCAAGAAGCUUCGCGAUCGCAAGCUCUACUAUCCUGCUCUCAAGCUUUCAGAGACUAUGGCUAAAAGGGGAAUGAACAAGACAGUUAGUGAUCAGGCUAUACAUCUUGAUCUAAUUGCCAAAGCACGUGGUAUUCCCGCUGCCGAAAAUUAUUUCAUUGGUCUUCCUGAAUCUUUGAAAAAUCAUCUCUGUUAUGGGGCUCUACUCAACUGUUACUGCAAGGAAUUGAUGACUGAAGAAGCUGAAGCUCUUAUGGAAAAGAUGAAGGAACUCAAUCUUCCUUUAAGCUCCAUGCCUUAUAACAGCAUUAUGACACUUUAUUCAAAAACCGGGCAAUCAGAAAAGAUCCCGGCCAUCAUACAAGAAAUGAAGGCCAGCAAUAUUAUGCUGGAUUCUUAUACUUACAAUGUCUGGAUGCGGGCUCUUGCUGCUGUUAAUAACAUAUCUGGGGUUGAAAGGAUUAUCAACGAGAUGAAGAGGGAUGGUCGAGUUACCAGAGAUUGGACCACUUAUAGCAACUUAGCAUCAAUUUAUGUCGAUGCUGGCAUGUUUGAGAAGGCAGAAACUGCACUCAAGGAAUUGGAGAAUAGAAAUUCCUGCAGAGAUCUGUCUGCUUUUCAGUUCCUAAUCACAUUGUAUGGCCGAACAGGGAACCUGCUUGAAGUUUACCGGAUAUGGCGUUCUUUAAGAUUAGCAUUUCCUAAAACUGCAAACAUAAGCUAUCUAAAUAUGAUGCAGGUGUUGGUUAACUUGAAAGAUCUGCCAGGUGCAGAGAAAUGUUUCAGGGAAUGGGAAUCUCAGUGCUCUAUUUAUGAUAUUCGGGUUGCUAAUGUUCUCAUUGGAGCUUAUGUUAGAGAGAGUUUGCUAGAGAAGGCUGAGGAACUCAAGGAACGGGCCCGCAGAAGAGGGGCCAAACCCAAUGCGAAAACAUGGGAAAUCUUUCUUCAUUAUUAUUUGAAGAAUGGAGAAUUGGGAUUGGCCGUUGAUUGUGUUUCCAAUGCAGUAUCUACUGGCAGGGGGGAUGGUGGGAAGUGGAUUCCGCCACAAGAAAUUGUCAACACCUUUAUGGAGCAUUUUGAGCAAAACAAAGAUGUAGAUGGCGCUGAAGGCUUUCUGGAUAUUUUGAAAAAGGCUGUAGAUACCUUAGAAGUGGAGGUGCUUGAAUCAUUAAUAAGAACUUAUGCUGCUGCUGGAAGGAAAAGCCCCAUACUGCAUCGCCGAUUGAAAAUGGAAAAUGCCGAGGUGAGUGAUGCCAGUAAAAAGUUGCUUGAGACUAUAUGCGUGGAGUGAGUUUUGUUUAUUUCUUCCUACUUUUCAUCUCAGGGGUUUCAACUUCUGGUAAAAGUUAUUUUAAAUGGUCUGUAUUUGAUUCCAUUUUUGCAGUAAAAUGUGCUAGUUUUGUGAAUUGAUGAAUAAUAUAGCCGACAAGGAAGGCCUUUGAACUAUUCAAUUGAGGAUGACUCCUUCGCUGAUAUAA
Ziziphus jujuba (common jujube) is the source of this 2125-nucleotide messenger RNA. Its product is annotated as large ribosomal subunit protein mL101 (rPPR4). Lineage: Eukaryota; Viridiplantae; Streptophyta; Magnoliopsida; Rosales; Rhamnaceae. The record is from RefSeq and is a predicted model, not a curated record. Bases 469 to 1938 code for a protein of 489 amino acids. Gene Ontology annotation, molecular function: protein binding. The transcript is spliced from 2 exons. Gene Ontology annotation, cellular component: mitochondrion.